CUCGUGUCGCCGCCGAUGGUGCUGCCGGGGUCCUGCUGCCCUCUCCAGGGACUCGUCCCGCUGCCUCAGGCCGCCGGCCUCUCGCCGCUGCCCCUCCGCCCGGGCGCGCCGCCGCGCCGCCGCCCGCGCUCCCCGUGCCGCCCGUGUCCCCCGCUGCCUUUCCGCUCGCUAUUCGGGCUGGGGCUGCUGCAGACCGGCCUGGGCUGCGCCGUGGUGGCGCUGGGCUUCGGGGCGCUGUGGCUGAGCGGCGCUCCGCAGGUGAAGAACGCGUGUCCCCUGUGGGCCGGCUCCUCGGCGAUCUUAUGUGGAAUCUUAGGAUUGACAACAUGGAAGAGGCCAAUGCUGCUUUUGGUUAACUUGUUUGUUCUACUGUCUGUGAUCAGCGUUAUGCUUAACGUGACUGGAUUGAUACUUGGAUGUCAAGGCAUUCAAUUUGUGUCCAGGGUACCCAGAUGCGAUUUGAUGAAUAUGGAUGAAAACAAGACUUGUUUGUGCUGUGAAGAACUUCAUUCCACCAAAUGCACAGAAGCAGAGGCUGUACUGAAGCUAUACCAUGUGAAGUCAUGCAGUGCUACUCAUCUUCUUCUCAAGAAAGUUCUCUUAGCUCUUAGUGUCCUGAAUGCUCUCACCGCUACAGUUUGCUUCAUAGCAGCUGCCCUGCAUUACUUACAGAUACUUGCAUCAAGAAGAUCCUGCACAGGUGAAUGUGAAAUUGAAGAUGAAGAUCACAAUUUGGACCUUGAUGAUUUUGUCCCACCUGUCCCACCUCCUUCCUAUUUCACAAUUUUGAGUUCUUGUACUCCAGAAACAAGUUACAGCCCACCUGUCUCUGAUGUGAUUUCACUGCCCUAUAUUUAUGUAACGCGAAUCAAUGGGGUUGAAGUGUUCUGCCCUCUGGACCCACCUCCACCUUAUGAAACUGUGUGCAGCUUAAAAAGCUCUGAGCAGGGAGGUGCACUUCAAAUAAAUGGCAUGGAAGAUGUUGAUUCAGGGGAAGUAGGUGACAGGCAGUCCUCUCAAGCUGAAGAAAUUCAGGAGCCUUCCAGCAGAAUGAGCCUUUCCCCUUCAAAUGCAAGCUGUGUGCCUGCAGGAGCAAGUAGGAGAGCCUUCCAUCCCUUGAGGAAAUGUUCUAAAAGUGACCCUGUGCUCCUGCACUGCCAGCUGCCUCAAGAGACAGUGCUCAGCUGUGAAACUGCAACACCCAGUGACGUAAAUCCACCGAACGCUGUCACCUUGCGGAGGGGUUCAAGAGUAAGAGCUGUGAGGGGAAGACCCCAAUCUCUGAUAGACUAUAAGUCUUACAUGGACACUAAACGGCGUGUGGCAUGGAUCCUUAAGCAGUCCUCCUGCAGCAUGAGCCCAGACAUACACGAGUUGGUGGAAAAUAUCAAGUCUGUUUUAAAAUCAGAUGAGAAACACAUGGCAGAAGCUGUCAGCAGUGUCACUUUCCUUGAGCAGGUGAUGACACCUUCCCAGCAAGCCACGUCAUCGAGAGGCCAUGUGUUACCUUUGCAUCCUGGAUUGCUGUACCUGGAGAGCUGUGGUGACCUGAGCACUUUCACCACAGAGGGAGAACAGCUAGCACAGAGAAGAAUCCAAAGAGCAGAACAUGAACGGCCUCACAGUGUUGUUGGUAUUGUCAGGGAAACUGUACUUUGAGCUAGCUUUUUGGUUAUUCCUCAGCAGUGCACUUCUGUCAGACAUACAGAUACUGCAGAGGAAAAUUAUCUCUGGCAAGUGAGUGGAGGGUUUGUCAAUAAUCACCUUUUUUAGUACUCUUAUGCACAGACUCCAAAGGGGAAGAUCAUUCUACAGAGAGUAUUAAGCACAUUGAAAGCUGACCUUUAUUGGGCAUGCAGCUGCAGCUCAUCUGUUUGUGAUAUAUUUGUGCCCUGCAUUUCUGUGAAGUUUGGUAACGUGUAGUUGUGGGGGAUGAUGAUACAUCAUCAUACAUCAUCCUACAUCAUGGAAGGAGCUGUCUAAAGCAGUAUUGAAGAACUUGGCAAAUUUUUGGUACUUUUGGUUUAAAUUAAAAUCUCCUGUAAUAAAAUGGAGACCUUCAGAUAGAAAGUAAGUUGGUAAAAAAAUGGUGUACAGAAUUCUUAAAUUAUUCUUUAUAAAAGAAGGUUGUUGAUGUGCAAAUUGUACUAAAAAUAAUAACUGUCUUGAAGAAAUAC
Messenger RNA from Catharus ustulatus (Swainson's thrush), 2177 nucleotides. It is a transcript of the gene ENTREP1, whose product is annotated as family with sequence similarity 189 member A2. The record is from RefSeq and is a predicted model, not a curated record. Gene Ontology annotation, cellular component: membrane. NCBI's taxonomy places the organism in Eukaryota, Metazoa, Chordata, Aves, Passeriformes, Turdidae. The coding region runs from base 16 to 1659 and encodes 547 amino acids. The transcript has 11 exons.